ACCACUGCUGUGUGUUCAUUUUCGAUAGGUAAUAGUAUCGACGGUAUAAACAAAAUUUGUUUAUUCUAAUAAUAUAACAUAACAUUUUGAAAGUUAUACACACGGAAUUCUUAAAAUGUCGACGGCGCAGCGGUCGUUUGUGCAAAAAGUUUCAAAGCAGAAAAACGCAGAUGUAAGAAAAAAUGUUUAUAUUUUAUCUAAGGCAAACGACAUGUGCGCUUCCACGGUAUCAGUUUCCCCGACAGAGCCCCUUGACUAUGAAGAGUUUCUUCUCCAACAUAUGAAUAUUAUCAAUCGGGACCCUUUGAAACAUAUAUUAGAUUUUCCUCAAGAAGAUGUAACGGUUAAAGUCAUUCCCCGGAAGAUCCGAACUGUUGAUCAUAUUAUCCCGAAUGAAAAGUUAUCUGAUUUGCCACAACACGUACAAGAAUGCGUAAACUGCUAUACGCGCCCCUGGAAGGUUGUAGAAUAUUCACAGCGGCACCUCUCCAGCUCCUGUUAUAUCCGCGAACGUAUUGAUCGUGGAACGAUAAGUCCAUCUGCGUACCAGCAGGAGUUUGAGAUAGACAAAGAUUUUUCAUCGUUUGAAGAAACAUUUGCCUAUAAAAGCGAAAGCACUCCAAGUUCAAGGCAAUCCAUUGCAAGUUUGGCUUCGGUAAGCUCAUGUACGGACACUUUGACACCACGUGGAUCUUGGGCUAGCUUUGAUCUUCGACGCUCUGUUAAUGAUCCACUAAUACCAAACUUGCUUGACAAUGUGCCGCCGGAACAAAUUGAUCAAACCAACGAAGCACGGAGGGAGCAGGAUCGUCAAGUGGCACUUUUUUCACUGUAUCCGGAAUCUGAAGCGGAAGAAUGCAUUGAACGCCGACUACUUGCGGAAAUUCCGGUCGAACACAUGGGACAUCGAAUUCAAGUCAAAUGCCUGCAGCUUCGACUUGAACUUGAAGUAGAACCAAUUUUUGCUUCGAUGGCCAUUUAUGACGCCAAAGAACGUCAAAAAAUUUCAGAAAACUUCUACUUUGAUAUGAACUCAGAUAACCUUAAGCGUAUGCUGUCAAGCCACGUCCAGUGCGCCGACAUUAGUACUCAGAGUCAUUCGGCCAUAUUUGAAAUUUCAUAUCCAAGUAAUGAUUUGUUUCUCGUGAUUCGUCUAGAGAAGGUGCUGCAAGGUGACAUUAACAAUUCUGUCGAACCGUAUCUGAAGGAAGAUAAAGAUAAAUACCGGGAGAAAGUAAAAUGUAACGCUGUGGACUACUGUGAGCGUUUAGGCAAAUACCGAAUGCCGUUUGCAUGGACAGGAAUUUACCUGACUAACGUUUUUAACGGAGACAAUUUUGAAGGCAAAGAAGCUGGCGGGCUGGAACGUGACUCUUCUGGAAAUGGAGUAGCGAGUGGUUUAUGCGCGGCACCAAGCUCCAACAGCUUGGACCGAAAGUCUUCAACAAGCAGCUUUGAUCAAUUAAGGCGCAAAGCUAACGAUAUGAGCGGAACACUUACCCGUCGUGGUUCUCUAGAACGAAAGGAAAAGCGCCGAUCUUGGUCGCCGGAUGACUUUGCAAACGUUGUAGAAAAUUUUCGUCCUAUCACUAUAACAGUACCAAACUUCUUUAAGCAAGAGGCAGAUAAAAUGAAAGACGAGGACUUGUACAAAAUUUUACCAGAGUUGAAACGACCAAGCUCAGUAGUGAAAAAGUACAAAUGCAUACCUGGCUCUAUUAAAUUGGAAAUAUCACCUUGCAUAGAAGAAGCCAAGAACGCACUUACACCAGAGCUGGCCAGUAUAAACCCCCAAAGUGUCGAAAACCUUCGCCCAGUAAAGGAAAUCUUAGAGUUUCCGCAAUCGGCCAUUUAUAAUCCACAUUAUACCUACCGCAAUUUGCUUUUUGUGUCGCCGAAAGAGCUGAAUUUCUCUUCGCGUGCAGGCUCUGCGCGUAACAUUGCCGUUCGCGUACAACUCAUGGCUGGGGAAACCCCAAAAGAUGCGGUCAAUGCAAUUUAUGGCAAAUCGUCUUGCCCGAAAUUUUCUACCGAAGCAUUUACAGCUGUUAAUUAUCACAACAAGUGUCCAUCGUUUUAUGAUGAAAUAAAAAUAGCACUGCCUGCUUCGAUAAAGCAGAAUCACCAUUUAUUGUUUACCAUUUAUCACGUAUCCUGUCAAAAGAAGCCGCAGGAUAUGCAGCCAUCCGUUGAAACUCCUAUCGGCUACACAUGGAUGCCUUUACUGGAAGAUGGGAAACUUAAGUUUGGAGAAUUUAAUCUUCCGGUUAUGGUCGAAUCUCCACCGGAAAACUAUUCAUUUAUACCACCGAAUGUACAUCUGCCUGGUAUUAAAUGGCUGGACAAUCAUAGAGCUGUAUUUUCUAUUAAUAUAGAAGCAGUGACUGCAAUUCAUACUUUGGACUCGUGCCUUGAUCGAUUCUUUUUAAUAUGCGAAUACUUAGACACACGAAAUAUACCUUCACAUAUCGGUGAAAGCAAUAUCGAGGGAGAGUUAAAGAAAUGCUUGCUGGAUAUCGAGCAUGCAAAUCGGGAACCAUUAGUAAGGCAUCUACCAUUAGUCUUGGACAAGCUUAUUGAAUUAUUGGUAAUCACUCACAAAGUUGGUGGACAAGCAAUGUCUCUGGGAUCUACGGUAUUUGAGGUUCUUUGCUUAGUUUCGUCAUUGUUGUCAAUUCUUAACGACGACCAGUAUGACCAAUAUGGACGGCAAAGUUUGCUAUCAACAUAUGUCCAAUAUCAAUGUAAAAUUCCGCACCCACUUCUUAGCAAGCAGCGUCUAACAUGCAGUCGGAGCAUUACCGAAGAUUUGCAGUUGAGUGAAACCUAUAGUUUGUAUAAUAAUGUGUUAUCUAGUGGUAGGAGCUCGGAUUGCAAAGAGGUGUCUAUGGAUAUUGUUCACUCGAUGGCUGUUCGGGAUGUCCAAGUUCGGCUGCUGCACGAAGAAUUGGCCCUUCAUUGGGUAGUUGCAAGUGGGAAAGCUGCAGACUUAGCUAUGUCCAAUUCCUGGUUCUUAUUUGAGCUGAUUGUUAAAUCUAUGAUUGAGCAUUUGCACAGUUCAAAUACUUUAAAUGGUCCCCGAAAGCAUCGAUUUCCACACCAGUAUAAUGAUGAUCUCUCCACCUUGGUGCACUUAGUUACAACAAAGGUUGUUGGCUAUCAUAGCAACGAACCUAAAUUAGCACAAUCUUUAAAUGCUAGUUUAAGCUUUUUUAUAUUUGACAUACUAAGCAUAAUGGAUAGGGGGUUUGUGUUCGGCUUAAUCAAAACGUAUACCAAAGUUCUGAUUUCCAAAAAUGCUUCCAUACCAGAUUUAAUGAAUUAUAAAAUAGACUUUUUGAGAAUCGUGUGUAGCCAUGAGCACUUUGUUGCUUUAAAUUUACCGUUUGGGACUUCAUACACAAUGGUAUCCGCGCCAUGCAGCCCAACGCCAAGCACAACAUCGAGUAACAGUCAAACAUCAUGUGGAUCACUUGAGCGAGCUCUUCACGCCGAUCUUAGUCCGGAAUUUUUACAGCAACAUUUUCUGGUCGGACUUGUUCUUAGCGAUUUGGCUGCAGUAAUGGAGGUACCCAAUCCACAGUUACAUGGAAAGGCGAUACGCUGCAUUCGCAACCUGAUGACGUCUCAUGAUUUGGACACUCGGUAUAGCUUUACGGAAGCGCGUGCAAGGGUAGCUGCUUUAUACAUACCGCUGCUCUCCAUAGUGAUGGACACCAUUCCACAGCUGCAUCAGCACGGUAUGGAUCAGGACCGUUUGCAACAAAUCGGUCAGUUAGAAGACUAUCAGGGCCCACAUCAAACUAUUACAGCAUCAACCAUAAACCCGGAAGUGGCAUUUGCUAUAUCAGGAAGUCGACCGUACUCCUACUUGAAUGAACAAGUAAAAAACAAAUCUCCCCUCAGUUCGGAAAACACCCGCCAUUUAUUGGUGUGUUUUCUGUGGGUGCUGAAGAAUUUGGAGCACGGUGUCUUAUACCGUUGGCUUUUGGAUUUAACUCCACACAGAGUGCACCAAAUGCUUCAAGUUGUUAAUGUAUGUCUAAAAACUUUUGAGUAUACAGGGCAAAACCACGUUCCCACUCUAAAACGAACGAAUACACAAAGUUUUCGAAAAACCGGAUCUACUGAUGUAAAGGAAAAAUUGGAGGAGUGUAUAAGAGGAACAAAUUCAGCACGAUACGAUUUAAUAAAUCGUCGAAAAGAUCGCAAUUCGACGGAAAAGUUUCGCUGGCGAAAAGACCAGAUGCCAUAUCGAUCACAAUAUACAGAUGGUGUAGGCAAAAAUGAGCAUGAACUUGAAUUGAGUCACUUCAUCGAAGGCUCUUUGGCGACUGAAGUUGCUCUUGUGCUUCUCGACACCCUAGAAAUUAUUGUUCAUGUAGCUGCUAACCAUUAUCAUAAUCUCCUUGGAACUGUGCUUAAGGUGCUCCUCCAUGCACUAUCCCGAAAUCAAUCGACUCUGGCACUACAAAACUUGUUUGCCUCUCAGCGCGCUUUAAUUUUCAAGUUUCCAAACCUAUUAUUCGACGACGAGACAGACAUAUGUGCUGAUCUAUGUUUAAUUUUGCUGAAGCAUUGUGGAUCUCUUUUGCCAGGGAUACGAUCACAGGCAGCUGCAUCAUUAUAUUUACUAAUGAGACAAAAUUUUGAAAUCGGAAAUAACUUUGCGCGUGUCAAGAUGCAAGUGACUAUGUCUUUAAGUUCUCUCGUUGGAACAAGUUCGGUUUUUAGUGAACAAUCUCUGCGCCGUGCCCUUAAAACAGUGCUUGUUUAUGCUGAAUCCGACACAGACUUACAGGAUACGUCUUUUCCUGAGCAAGUGCAAGAUUUGCUUUUUAAUUUGCAUAUGAUAUUGUCAGAUACGGUUAAGAUGAAGGAGUAUCAAGAAGACCCAGAAAUGUUGCUUGAUCUCAUGAACCGCAUUGCGAAAGGAUACCAAAACAACCCUGACUUACGGCUGACCUGGUUAGAGAACAUGGCUAAGAAACACCGAGAGCGCGCCAAUCACACUGAAGCAGCCAUGUGCUACGUUCACGCUGCUGCUUUGGUAUCUGAGUAUAUAAGCAUGUUGGAGUCGCAAACACAUUUACCUGUUGGAGCUGUAAGUUUUCAACGCAUCUCUCCCAACACACUAAUGGAGUCGGCCGUAUCGGACGACGUGCUCAGCCCCGGCGAAGAUGGAAUCUGCCUUGGAAAUCAUUUUACUGAAACUGGAUUAAAGGCUUUGCUUGAAGAAGCCUCUAAUUCUUUUCAAGUUGCUGGCAUGUACGAAGCAAUGAACGAGGUGUAUAAGAUUUUAAUUCCAAUUUGCGAAGCCAACAAGGACUUUCAAAAACUUAGCAAAGUUCAUGGCAAACUCCAGGAGGCAUUUAAUCGAAUAGCGCAGUUACAGGGGAAAAGAGUUUUUGGAACAUAUUUUCGCGUUGGUUUCUAUGGAGGCAAAUUUGGAGAUUUGGACCAACAGGAAUUCAUAUAUAAAGAGCCAACUUUAACCAAAUUGCCAGAAAUAUUUAGUCGGCUUCAGAACUUUUAUACCGAUCGUUUUGGUCCGGACUCAGUGCAUAUCAUCAAAGAUUCCAACACUGUCGACAUAAACAGCUUGGACCCCGAUAAAGCCUAUAUUCAAAUAACUUAUGUAGAGCCCUAUUUUGAAACAUAUGAAAUGCGGCAUCGUGAAACAUAUUUCGAACGGAAUUUUAAUAUAAAGCGAUUUAUAUAUGCAACUCCUUUUACAAAAAGUGGUAAGGCACAUGGCGAACUAAAUGAACAAUGUAAGCGCAAAACGAUCUUGACCACGGCGAACCACUUUCCCUAUGUCAAAACACGAAUUAUGGUAAUUAGUCGACAGCAAAUAGUCCUGGAUCCAAUUGAGGUGGCAAUUGAAGAUAUUCAAAAGAAAACCUUGGAGUUGGCGGCAGCUACAAAUCAGGAGCCUGCUGACCCAAAAAUAUUACAAAUGGUACUUCAAGGAUGUAUUGGAACAACGGUCAACCAAGGUCCUAUGGAAAUGGCUAGUGUGUUCCUUUCCAAUUUAUCAGACGGAAUAACCGUGCCCACAAAGCAUCAAAAUAAACUUCGCUUGUGCUUUCGCGAGUUUUCAAAACGCUGUGCUGAUGCUUUGAAAAAAAAUCGCAAUUUAAUCCUUUCAGAUCAAAAAGAUUACCAACGGGAAUUAGAGCGUAACAACGAUCGUUUCAUAGAGCGAUUAACUCCCUUUAUCACUCUUACAACUGUUCAGAAUCAUGGCGUUGUUAGGGCUAAUGCAUACAACAACAAAAGUCCCACACUAAAAUGGUAAAUCCAUUGCAAUUCGCAGUCUGCAGCUGAAUUAUUAUAUUUCUUCUUAAUAUUUCAUGUCUAGCGUAUCGGAUUAUUUUAAGUAACCUUCAGAGUGACUGAACUAUAUAUAAUAAACCUUUAUAUAACUUCCUUAGGGAUUAAUACCAAAUAUUAAUUAUCAACAUUAUAUCAAUAAAAUAAUAAUACAUA
Molecule: messenger RNA, 6492 nt
Organism: Drosophila eugracilis
Lineage: Eukaryota; Metazoa; Arthropoda; Insecta; Diptera; Drosophilidae
Gene: Zir
Product: dedicator of cytokinesis protein 7
Exons: 12
Coding region: 116-6301 (2061 amino acids)
Biological process (GO): small GTPase-mediated signal transduction; positive regulation of GTPase activity
Molecular function (GO): guanyl-nucleotide exchange factor activity
Source: RefSeq, a predicted model, not a curated record